UGGUGUGUUAUGGAUAAUCCCAUAUGUUUCUCUCAUUACUUUAUAAAUAAACAAAACAUUAGGACAUUUAAAAAUGUUCUUAAUUUGAAAUAUCUAAAAGAAAAAGAUAGCAAAGUGUUUUGUGAAUAUAUAUUUGAAGACAAAUGUUUUGUGGACGAACUAUCCGAAACAUUUUUUAAUUUGAUCGACGAGGUAAGAAUUAAUGUUAGAAUUAACUGCAAAGAAGACUUUAAACAGUAUUUUCCUCGAUCUAUAUAUUCUGAAACUAUGAAAGCAGUUGCAAAGGAAGAUAUCUUCAUUGGAUGUAUGAAGGCUUUACAAGAUUUAAUACCUAAACACUUCUACGGUGGAAAUCAUAAUUUUAAAAUUUUUCGAAAACUAGUCCACACAAUUAUAUACAGUAUGAAUCGACAAUAUUUAUUUUUCUCAAAAAUAUUCAGAAAAUGGGACUUCUCUGUAUCUCCAUGGAAAACGCUUUAUAUUGAUACAUCUAGGAAAUUACUCUAUAGAUUUGUAGAUUGGAUUAUAAAAUAUGUAUUAUCGGCUAUUAUAAGCUUAAAUUUUUAUGUGACUACAUGUAAAUUAGAUUCAGAUGAAAAUAAGCUUUAUUUUUUUAAAAAAGAGCAUUGGCAAAGCUUUCAUGACAAAAAAGUCUGCAAUAUGCUCCUCACCAAAGUUAUUGAAAAAUAUGAAUUGAAAUUGGGUAAUAAAUGUAUCAAAAACAACAAUCUUCAGGAAAGAUUGUGUCUCAAGAAUCUUAAAAAAGACAUUCCAAAACUUCAUUUAAUACUUAAGCCUAAUAACAAUUGUAGAAUAAUUGUAUGCUACAAAAAUAAUCAGCUAAGUAAAGAUGAAAAAUAUAAGAUAAAAGAGAAAUUAAUUUUUAUAAAUUUAUUAACUGGCAAGACUCAAGAGAAAAUGGGGAAACAAUAUGAGUUACUCCAUGCAACAUGGCUUGAAAAAAAUAAACCAAAGCUGUAUUUUAUAAAAACAGAUCUUACUAAUGCUUUUGGUUCUAUUAAUAAACAGCAAUUAUUAAAGAUAAUUUAUAAAAAACAUUUAAUGUUACAAGAAUCAGAGAAAUGUAUUUUUAUGAAAAGAAAGUUAGCGCAGAAUUUUAAGGACAUUAUGUUGGAGUUACAAAAGCCUUUAUUAAUUCGUAUUGGAUCAACAAUUUAUGAAUGGAAAGAAGGUUUAGUACAAGGGUAUAAGUAUUCACCAGCCCUUUCUGAACUGUACUACUCUUAUAUGGAUAAAAUUUAUUUCCACGAACAUCAUACAAAUGUAAAAGAAUUGAAAUUAUUUACUCGAGUAGUGGAUGACUAUUUAUAUAUUACAAAUUCAUUAGAUGAUGCAAAAUCAUUUCUAAAUGCUUUAUCUAGAUAUAAAAAUGUCAAUUAUGAUAAGACAUUGGUAAAUUUUCCUCAUGAAUUUAUUAAAUUUAGCAAUACAAUGACAUUUUUGGGUUAUUCCUACGAUACUAACACUUUAACUGUUAGUCGGGCAAAUAAUGUAUAUUCAGGUCAAAUGUGUUAUAAGAUCUCCUUUUCCCAUGCUGUUACGAACCUUUAUAAAUUCUUAGAGAACCGUAUUGGAGUAUCGGGUAUUCAAAUAAGUGGUCAUAUUUUUAAUCUGCAUUAUAACACUGAGGAGUCAUUGUGGGAACAUAUAUUUAUAACAUUUUGUUUAGCAGCAAAUAAAUUUUGUACCAUAUUGUCUAUACUCUGCGAUGAAGAAGAGAUUGUAAAAUAUUUUUUUCUGUACAAGAAAAAGGUUACAGUUAAAUUAUGUAAUUUUAUUAUAGAAAUAAUAAUGAACAAUAAACCGAAAGAUUUAAAUUUCGUACAUUGUAUAAAUCAUUUGAGAUAUCUUUCAUAUAAAGCAUUGUUUUUAUGUUCAAAGUUGACAUCAAAAUGUAGUAUAUUGCUGCCAAUUAUCAAAUCAGAAUUAGCUAAAUCGAAUUGUAUGUCUGGUAAAUGGAAGGAACAUGCUAGUGUUUUAUAUACUAAUGGUAAAGUUUGUAAAUCAGCUGUUAGAGAAAUAUGCCGUAGACCGGAUUUAAAAAUAAUCAUGAAGAAAUUUGAAAAUUUACCUGAUGGAUUCCAAUGUUACAUUAGUAAUAAGUUGUUAAAUUAA
Messenger RNA from Papilio machaon (common yellow swallowtail), 2136 nucleotides. It is a transcript of the gene Tert, whose product is annotated as telomerase reverse transcriptase-like. Gene Ontology annotation, cellular component: telomerase catalytic core complex. Gene Ontology annotation, biological process: telomere maintenance via telomerase. The transcript has a single exon. The record is from RefSeq and is a predicted model, not a curated record. Lineage: Eukaryota; Metazoa; Arthropoda; Insecta; Lepidoptera; Papilionidae. Bases 10 to 2136 code for a protein of 708 amino acids. Gene Ontology annotation, molecular function: telomerase RNA binding; telomeric repeat DNA binding.